AUGCAAGCUCUGAAACUUAUCCCAUUGAUUACCGUCUUCCUUGGCUUCUGCUCAACGACGUCUUUCGGCGGAGGCCACAGCACCCAUAGCACUCGGGCUGUCAUGUCUCGGCGCUUCAAGACUGGAUCUGUGUACCUGAUCAAGAGCUUGCACGCGGUGCCGAGUCCACCAAAAAAGCGGCGUGGUGGAGGCAACAGCUGGAAAGGCAGCAGUGGUGGUGGAGGGGGAGGAUGGAAGGGAGGAGGCGGGUGGUCUGCUGGAGGUGGGGGAGGUUGGGACAUGGGUGGUGGGAAUGGCUGGUGGAAGACCGGGGGUGGUGGUUGGAACAUGGGUGGCGGAGGAGCAGGCUGGAAGACUGGAGGUGGCAGUGCUGGAGGUGGUGGAGGCGGCUACGGAGGAGGCGGGAGUGGCCGUGGUGGCACCAGUGACGACCUCAUCGUCAUCCAAAACGCGCACGCUGCUCGUGACCCUGGUAUUACCGUAGAAUCUGAUGGAGGUGGAGGCGGAGGAGGGAACAUUGUUGUAGCUGAGGGUGGUGGCAGUGGUGGUGGAGUCGCUGAUGUCGAGAUCCAAGGAGGCUACGGUGGAGGAGGUGGCGGAGGAGCCGACUACGACAUCAGUGAUGGUGGUCCCUGGUGGAGCCGCUAG
Molecule: messenger RNA, 648 nt
Organism: Rhipicephalus microplus (southern cattle tick)
Lineage: Eukaryota; Metazoa; Arthropoda; Arachnida; Ixodida; Ixodidae
Source: RefSeq, a predicted model, not a curated record